ACCAACAAAAAUGGACUUGAAUGCUGCGGCCGCCGAAAAGCCAGAGACGAGCUCCAAUUGCAGAAAUGACAUCAUUGCAAUGCUCUCGGCUAGUGGAUAUCACCGAGCAAGAGUUUCAUGUCUGAAUGACUAUGAUAAAAUUGUUGGCGGAAUUGUCUGGGCAAUCAUGAGAUGCGAUGACGUCGAUGUGGCUGUGGAUCUACUUUACGAAGAGUCUGAAGAUCAGAAUAUUAAAUUAAGAACGGAGCAAUCUGAAAAGUUAAUCGAAGCUCUGAAAGCUGUCCAAUGCCCCCAUGAAAUUGCAACUCAUCAAAUCUCUGGACUCGACUUUUUGGCACUGAAAAACGUGAUUCAAUGGCUUCUUCGACAUGUUUUAGCACAAGAAUCCAAAGGAAAUAAGUUUAAACAUUUUACGGAAUGGUUUUCGAUGCACCAUGAGCACAGGGAUGAAGCUUUGAAAGAUUUUCGGCAUCAUUUACGUCGUGGAGUCACUACUACUCGAUAUAUGAAACGAUUUGAUAAUUCGGCAAUGUUUAAUCUUUCAAUGGAUGCGAAAUGCACGUUGGCUGAAUAUGUUGUGUAUUCGAGAACUGGCGAUCGUCUAGUUGGCUUUACGGAUGAGACGGAGGAAACGGACAAUUUGAAAGAAGCUUCAACAAAAAAGCACGUGCCAACAACUACAGUUCGAAAAAUGAUGGAUGAAGCCGUCGUGGAAACAUUUAAAAACGACACGGAAUCCAUAAAAACGUCUCGUGAAGGAAUGUGCAAAGAAGUCGAUGAGUUGAACAUUCCACAACGACUUGAAGCUCUCGAGAGCCUUGUAAUAGAUGAAGCUGAGCUAUUCCAGCAAGUUAAGGAUACUCACAAGCAGCUCAGUGAUCGAUAUAAUACGAUUAAGAAUCGAGUCGUCAGCAAUGAUCAGAUGUUCACGUUUUAUAACAGCAACAGUGAUCUGGAUCAAUUGGCUGAAAUCGUCAAAUUUUUCGAAGUAACCCAGGCUCGGGCCGAUGAGCUGAGAGCCUGUGCAGAGUGUGACGUCAGAAUGGCUCAAAAUCACGAGAAUUUGCUCCGCCAAAACCGGGAUAAAAACGGAAAAAUGCAGAAAUAUUGUGUAAAACAACGAGAAAUUGUGGACGAUUGGGCUGAGAGGAUGAAGAUGGUUUACGUGACAUGUCGGGAUGUUGUUGCACUUCAAUUUCGUCUUGAUCGAUAUUUAAAAACUCUAAUUUCACAUUAUCGAAAGAGGCAUAUGGAGAAGCUUUUGGAGUCGAGUGAGCUCACACAGGAAGCGAAAACUAAUGUUAUUGAUCAUAAUGUUACUAUUGAUAUUCUAACGUUUUCCGCUAAAAUUAAAGGAUUUAUGGAUGAAGUUGAGAAGAGUUUGGUUGUUGAACCAGCUUCCCAAGAAUACCGUGACGCUUUUGUGUCCUAUAUGAAUGAUGUGAGAACUCAACUUGGCGAAUAUCACUGGAAAGCUAAACUGACUCAAGACAAGACUCUCGCUGAAAAGGAUACACUGGCGGCGUUAAGGACAAGAAUUCGACAGAAAGAACGAGAAGUUUCGAAUACUUCUGAUGAAAUGAAGAGGAUGCUCAAAAUCUACGAAUCCCUGAAGGAAGUUGACAGUCUGCUGGCACAACGUGAGGAGAUUUCACCCGCAUUCCAGUACGCUCUGGACAGCAGAGAAGCCGAAGAGGAGGACGAAGAAGCCGAAGAAUCUUAAAAUAAUUUUUAUUCAAUUUUUAAACUUUUCAAUUUGAUCCCGCCGCCUUAUAGAUUCACUUUUAUUUCCCAAAUCUUGUUGUUGUUUUUUUUUAAUUUAAAAUGCUUCAUUUUCCAGUAAAUUCGUGCAAAAUUC
Molecule: messenger RNA, 1858 nt
Organism: Caenorhabditis elegans
Lineage: Eukaryota; Metazoa; Nematoda; Chromadorea; Rhabditida; Rhabditidae
Gene: C16A11.2
Product: CCDC93 N-terminal domain-containing protein
Exons: 8
Coding region: 11-1723 (570 amino acids)
Source: RefSeq, marked reviewed